Molecule: messenger RNA, 1023 nt
Organism: Rosa chinensis
Lineage: Eukaryota; Viridiplantae; Streptophyta; Magnoliopsida; Rosales; Rosaceae
Product: bZIP transcription factor 53-like
Exons: 1
Coding region: 368-640 (90 amino acids)
Biological process (GO): positive regulation of DNA-templated transcription
Cellular component (GO): nucleus
Molecular function (GO): transcription cis-regulatory region binding; DNA-binding transcription factor activity
Source: RefSeq, a predicted model, not a curated record
CUUGACAUCAUCAUCAUCAGGAGAGUCGAACGAGACAAGUCUGAUGACGGCGGGUGUGGGCUCGGAUUUGGUCAGCGACCGGCGAAGCGACUGGGAAGUCGAAUGAAGUGUUGGGCCCAAUGGGCUCGGAGUUUUGUGGUGGUUCGGAGUCGGAGUUGGGGUGGGGGUGGGGGUGGUUGUUGUCAGAAUUGUGGCGGGGGUUGUCGGUGUCGGAGAGGUCAAUGAAUUCCCAGAGAGAGUCUUGAUCGGAGUCUUCGAAUUGCAAGAAUUGGAAGACGACCCUCGCAACUGGGCCCGCCUCCGUCAUCUCCGAUCACCGCUAUGUUAAUUUCUAAUUUGUUAAUUUCUUGAAUUGAUUCUCCUCAAAAUGUCAUCGGUUCAGAGCCAAUCGAGCUCCGGCUCCGACGGAUCUGUGGUGGAUGACAAGAAGAGGAAGAAGAUGCAGUCUAAUCAUGAAUCGGCCUGGCGAUCGAGGAUGAAGAAGCUGAAGCGUGUGGAUGAGCUGACGGCGGAGAUCAGUCAGCUCCAGAUCUCGAACAGCCAAAUCCGGCAGAGCAUCGACGCCAAUGACAAAGCCUACAGCGAGGUGGAGGCCUGGAACAAUGUCAUGAGGGCUCAGGAGAAGGAGCUGACUGAUUGACUUCGCUACUUGGAGUUGGUUGAAUAGACUUUUGUGGAGUUCAGCGGCGUCUUCGAUGAGGACAUUAACGACAUGGCUGAGAUGCAUGACUCUCUGCUCAAUCCGUGGUAGCUUCCUUACGCGACUCAGUCGAUCACCGCUUCUUCUGUUGAUAUGUUUCUCGAUUGGCCAUGAUCAAUUGCAUUAGUCCUUUGCUUUUUGAUUGUUACUGUUAUAUCAAUCGUUUCUGUUUUCGGGUUUGUGUUAGUCUCUGGUUUCGAUGUCUAUAGUGGUAGCUUGUUUCAUGUAAUCAGUAUCAGCAUUGUCUGUGUAAUCCAAAUGUGUGUUCAAUAAAAAUAAAAAAAAAGGUAGUGUUGGGAAGAAGAUGAAGAAUCGGAGUUGGG